CAGGGACGCGUCGCCUUACAACUCCAGUGGUGAGAAAAACAAAAACAAUUUUGUUCCUCUGGGGAAGACAAACAUGAAUGCCGGCGAAGACAACUUGCUGAAGUCCAUCAGCAACGACACGCUGCUCGACCUGACGCAGCGCUACGGCCAGUCCGCCUUCGGCUUCGGCGCUGGCCACGGUGCUGGAAGCCCCGGCCGCUUCCCGCUCACGCAAGCCGCCGACUUCCUCUCCAGCCAGACCAGCAAGUCGAACGAGAGCGGCGGGGAGCAGACCAGCGACGACGACGACGGUUUCGACACCCUGGAGUCCCGGAAGCGGGGCUCGGCGUUCGACGACGAUAAGCACGGGGGACCCCUGGCGAAGAAACCCAAGGAGCAGCGCUCCCUGCGCCUCAGCAUCAACGCGCGGGAGAGGAGACGCAUGCACGACCUGAACGACGCGCUGGACGGCCUGCGCUCCGUCAUCCCGUACGCUCACAGCCCCUCGGUGAGAAAACUCUCCAAAAUCGCCACGCUUCUCCUGGCCAAAAACUAUAUCCUCAUGCAGGCCCAGGCCCUGGAGGAGAUGAGGCGGCUUGUGGCGUAUCUGAACCAGGGACAGAGCAUCACCUCGCCGAUGCCCACCGCCUUGGCGCCCUUUGGACAGGCUGCCGUUUACCCUUUCUCGAGUUCGGCGCUCGCCACCUGCGCCGAGAAGUGUACUACUUUUUCCGGGACGCCCUCCACCCUCUUCAAACACUGCAACGACAAGCCUUGAUCCGAUUCGGUUCCGGUACCCGAACUUUUACCUUCUGCAUCCACG
Messenger RNA from Lampris incognitus (smalleye Pacific opah), 802 nucleotides. It is a transcript of the gene bhlhe23, whose product is annotated as basic helix-loop-helix family, member e23. The transcript has a single exon. The record is from RefSeq and is a predicted model, not a curated record. Bases 74 to 757 code for a protein of 227 amino acids. Lineage: Eukaryota; Metazoa; Chordata; Actinopteri; Lampriformes; Lampridae. Gene Ontology annotation, molecular function: protein dimerization activity.